UUUCUUGCUAGCUUUAGCCUUCGUUCUCUAAACACGAGCACCGCCUGUCCAGCUCCCUGCACAACAACAAACGUACUUUCCAGGCAGCAAAAGAAGCAACAGAGAAAGAAAGAAAUACAUUUAACAUUCAGUGUAAUCAACAGACACCAUAGUAAAGUCACGAGUUUGUGGACAAAACGAUUCAAAAAGGACAAAGAACACGUCGCAUCCACAUUUUUCUCAGCAGACUUUAUAGAGCAGCUCUCCCGGACUGUCCACUCUCCACCGUGCACGUCUGGGAGAAGAGAGAAUGAAGAUCUGCUCACCGGUUUGAGUUCCUGGGAUGCUUGACCGACCUGUACACCACGCUUUUCUAAGGCCUCCAGAAGCUAAAGACAGGGUGUCAUUAACAGCGCGAGUGACCCCUCUGAGGUACUACCAUGGCCCUGGUUCAGGCUCUGCCCAUAUCUGCUGAGCCCCACAACCCAGGCCUCAGUGGAGGAUCCCGCAGGAGACACCCCUCCGGCUCUUCAUCCCCUAUCAACGCACCACCCUCCACUCUGGAGAGUAUGGGUUCUGUCAGCAGCCUCAUCGCCACCCGCCCCGGAAACUACCAGGACCACCGAUCUUUGGUUGAGCUGGGAGCCAGGGUCCGACGGCCCACCCCAGGUGCCUCCUACCUGGGCUCUGAGUCGCCCCUGGACUCCUUAUUACUUCAGACCAUUCAGAAACAGAACUCCAUGACGUCCAGCAGGGAGCUGGAGAACGAGAGUGGGAAUGGGAACUAUACUUAUCUGAAUGAGGACUAUGUAGGCGACUGGAAUGACAACCACGUAACACAUGCCAGCCCAGGAAGUGACGCAGACGAGACUAAAGGAUCCCGGUUGAAUGGGAACAUGGGGGGGCCUCCUCCAAAACUGAUCCCUGUGUCUGGAAAACUAGAGAAGAACAUGGAGAAAACAGUGCUGCGGCCCACUGCCUUCAAACCUGUCAUUCCCAAGAACCGUUCUUCCAUGCAAUACCUCUCCCCUCGCCAUUGUGCCAACGUAUCAGAAAGCCAAAACAACCUGAACCUGCUGAGCCCCACGCACAUAGAGGCGUCGCCCUCCUGCUCUGAGAAAAGCAGCUCCUACAGCAGAGCUCGGAACAGCGGCGGUGGCAGCCAUUCCGGCCAACUGACAGACUCCGGACGCAACUCCCUCUCCAGCCUCCCACCUUACAACAGCGGCGGCUACAGUCUGGCAUCAGGAGAGGCCUCUGCUGGCCACCUGGAGCCCAUGAAAAGCGCUCCGCCAGUCAGUGGACACGGACACUCCAACUCAGACAGCGGGCGUUCAUCUUCCAGUAAGAGUACAGGCUCUGGCUCGAUAAGCGGCCGAGGACAGCCUCUGUCUGACAGCGGGUCCAACGGGCGCUCCCCUGGCCCGGUGGAGGGUUAUGAGGGGGUGGUGAGGGACCUGGAGGACAAGCUGAGGGAGAGAGAGCUGGAGCUGCUGCAACUCAGAGACAACCUGGAUGAGAAUGAAGCUGCCAUUUGUCAGGUUUAUGAGGAGAAGCAGAAGCGCUUUGAGCUGGAGCUGGAGGAGCUGAGGCAGGGCUGUGCCACCAGGAUGCAGGUAGCCUCGCAGAAGGCCCAGCGUGCACAGCAGGUGCUUCAGUUGCAGGUUUAUCAGCUCCAGCAGGAGAAGAAGAAGCUGCAGGAGGACUUUGCUCAGCUUCUGAAGGAGAGGGAGCAGCUAGAUGAGCGCUGCACCUCCUAUGAGCACGAGAAGAUCCAGCUGGGGCCUCGACUGGAGGAGAGCAAGUGGGAGGUCUGUCAGAAGUCAGGGGAAAUCUCGUUGCUGAAGCAGCAGCUGAAGGACGUGCAGGGAGAGUUAGCCCAGCGCGUGGGAGAGAUCGUCUCACUGCGCGGUCAACUCCGAGAGACUCGUGGCGAGCUGACCAACACCCAGGUCCUGCUCCAGGAGGCCCACGGCACAACCCGCACACGAACCCUGGAGCUGGAGGUGUGUGAAAACGAGCUCCAGCGUCGCAAGAGUGAAGCGGAGCUACUCCGAGAAAAGGUUGGACGCCUUGAGGGAGAGUUGGCUCACCUCAGAGAUGCUUUGGCCAAUCAGGGCACAGGAAACAGACAGUGUCAGGUGUUCCAUGAGGUAGAGGAGCACCUGCUCGCCUACGAGAGUGAUGAGGCGAAGGCCCAGCGGCAGAGCAGCAGUGAGGCCCUGCAGAACAUGAAGGUGCAGAUGGACCGGAUGAGGGCCGAGCUGGCCCACGAGCGUCAGUGGGCCGAGCAGCAAACGGGAGGCUUCGAGGAGGAGCGCAGGAUAUGGCAGGAAGAGAAGGACAAAGUUAUCCGCUACCAGAAGCAGCUGCAGCAGAACUAUGUGCAGAUGUAUCGCAGGAACCGAGAGCUGGAGCAGCUCCUGCAGGAGCUCAGCCAGGAACUGGAGAGCAGAGAGGAGGACGAAGGCAGCGGCAACGAGAUCAACUUUGAUGAGAUCGCCGCCACUGAAAUUUAACCCUCGUGUCUCGCACAUCUUUUGAUUUGCACUACUGUCAGCUUAAUAUUUCUUUUCACCGACGUGUGGCAGAUCUGAUCUCUUUUGUGUCGUUUGUUUAGAUGACAAACAAGCAGAAAUCACAAAUGUAAAAAAAACAGAAACACCUGCAGUGUAAAAUCAGCUACACUUUAGUUCUGCCUCAUUGGUAUUUCUCUCCAAGGAGUCUUACUUCCAAGCCAGUGACCUCUUUUAGUCGUUAGUAGGCCACCUCUGCCACUCCGUUAAUGUCUGUGACUAACUAGACAUCUUUCCCAGUUUUAGGCAUUAGUAGGAGAAUUAGUUGUGUAUGAGUAACUUGACCCAACCUUUCACUCUCCUCCUCCUGAGUUGGUCACUUCCACUCUGUGUUAGCAGUCAGCUCUCAUUAGUGCAGUUAAUUUAGCUGGAGCCCACGCUUGUUUUCAGUUGACAGUAAACGUGGCACACCACACAUUCAGCGUGUCAUAAGAGUGAGUGAAUUAGAGCAAAGUGCUGACGACGGUGGCUGUACUCUAGUCAUGACCAGCAAGUGCAAACAGGAGAUGUUUCCAAAA
Messenger RNA from Perca flavescens (yellow perch), 3073 nucleotides. Its product is annotated as leucine zipper putative tumor suppressor 2 homolog. Bases 420 to 2498 code for a protein of 692 amino acids. Gene Ontology annotation, biological process: cell division; negative regulation of canonical Wnt signaling pathway. The transcript has 7 exons. The record is from RefSeq and is a predicted model, not a curated record. NCBI's taxonomy places the organism in Eukaryota, Metazoa, Chordata, Actinopteri, Perciformes, Percidae.